Corythoichthys intestinalis (scribbled pipefish) is the source of this 22919-nucleotide messenger RNA. RefSeq names its product dynein heavy chain domain-containing protein 1-like. The record is from RefSeq and is a predicted model, not a curated record. Gene Ontology annotation, cellular component: inner dynein arm; sperm flagellum. Lineage: Eukaryota; Metazoa; Chordata; Actinopteri; Syngnathiformes; Syngnathidae. Bases 1329 to 14678 code for a protein of 4449 amino acids. Gene Ontology annotation, molecular function: minus-end-directed microtubule motor activity; ATP binding; dynein light intermediate chain binding. Gene Ontology annotation, biological process: flagellated sperm motility. The transcript is spliced from 48 exons.
UCUUUCUAAAACACCGAAAGAGUUAGCUUAGCACUACCACACGUUACAAUCCGCAUUGACUCUGCCGAACCGGAAGUAAAUCAUAUUGCCAGCAUGGAGGCGCGUCCAAACAGUGACGUAGUACGUCCCAUUCCCUAUUCAUCAUAUAACAGUCAAUUACCCAACAACAACAAAAAUGUUAAAACAUUUUCGUUAAUGGAAUUCGCUCUAUAAUCGUCACUUUACUAUGUAAUGUAAUGUAGGUUAGCAAUGAUUACUUUUCCUCCAACAAGGAGCACUUUUUUUAAGAGUAAAAAAAUUUUGGGGGAGUAAAUACUAAAUUAAAAGAAUGACUUACUUGUAUUUUUGUUUUCCUGAUGGUCUUUCUGUGGUAUUAUGGUCAAUUUUUUAGCGUAACAAACAAGAAUUUAAAAAAAAAAAAAAAAAAAAAAAAAAGUCAUAACGUCUUCACGAUGCGGUGACGUUCAACGUCAGGUGAAAAGAUCCGGAACUCUGAGUUGUUCGUGUUGCCUUAGCAACCCCUAUGCAGGUUUAAAAAGAAAGCGUCUCAAACUCUUUGCUCCUCGGACCACUUUCAUGACGUGAGAAAGCACAUAAGCCACGAAUUUGUCCUAUUCGCCGUCCCGUGUGACUGACACUGGCAUAAAAGAACAGCGGUUACAUGAAAGGGUUCCCCAAAAUGUAAGUUUCGCUUUUUACAGAAACUAUUUUCCUCAGGUAAUUACGUCAUAUUUGUUCGCUAGCUUAACGAGCUAGCGAACGACUCUUAGCUAGGUUUAGUUUUUCAAAUAUUUAAUCGUUAAAAGUCAAGUUGUAUUGGUUUUAAUUUGAUUUCAUUUUGAUUUUCACUCACAGUGCAUUAUUCAUAAAUCACAGUUCAAAUCAAUCACAGUGUUCGAGUCUGACUGUAAAUUAUUAAUUAUUAUUGUAAAUUAAAUUGUUAAUAAAACAUUUUACAACAAUUAUUCGGUGGAUUAUGGUCUACUUUACCAAGGGGUGGGUAGAGUGACCAAUUAUUGUUCUCAAUUAUGAGUUCAGGAAUGAUAAGGGGGGAGCUUAUUGUAGAAAAUUGCUAAAAUAGUUAAAUACAAUAAAGCUAUUGUUACUAUUUUCUUUUUAAAUUAAUUUUAUUUUCAGUCUUUGUUUACUAUUUGCUGAGAAAUAUUUAAAGUUUUAUUCAUAUUUACAAUGAUGCAGCAUAUGACUCUACAACUAAUUCAUCUCUAUGUUCUUCAGGAUCCUGGAAAUAUUGUAAAAUUAGUUUAUGAGCUUUGCUAACGAAAUCGGCGCAGCAUGUUCGCUGUCCAUUUACAGGGACGGGCCCCACCAUGGAAUCUCUGAGGCAAUCAACAGGCUGCGGAAAAUCAAACGCUAAACCAAAGAAAAAACAGUCCGCUGCGGUCAGCAACAGGCAAACUACUUUGCCACCGCUAUGGCCCGAGCCAUUCUCUCACUCAGCAUCAACGCUGCGCAGGAGCCUUUUCAAUCCCUCCGCCGUUGUUGCUGUUCCCAUGUCCUCUGCGACACCUCAAGCCGAACCAUUGAGAGUCCUCACGGGGUCAAAAUUGACAGGAAAACCUCUAUCUGGAACAUCAGUAUCAUGCAAAGAGCAUUCUGAUGACAAAGCAAAGAGUUUGGCAGCUAAAGAUGAAUCCAAAGUCACUGUUAGGGACAUAUUCAGUCUUCCUGCCAUCAUUCCGAGCGUGGCUACUGAUGAUCCCUGUUCUACCCUUCGAGAGCAAUCGCUAGAUCCAAAAUGGACAGAAAAAAAUUUGACAAACGACUCUGCGUCGUGUGCUGACAUCACUGAUAAGAUUGUUGAUAAAGCGCUUCAGAGUUUGCCAGAGAAAGAAGCAGCAAGAAUCAUGAGAAGGGACUUGUUCAAUUUUCCUGCCAUUGUUCCUGGAAGCCCCCGUCUUGCAAAUUCUCAGAAAGCCAUGGCAGAUAUUGGACGGAGAGAAUGGUCGGAAAAACCUCGACAGACGGCCUUUGCAUCAUGCACUGACAUCACAGCCGCUGUGACUGAUGAAGCGUCAAUAAGGAGUUUUACAGAUGAAUCAAUCACCACAGGCAAGAUAAAAAGGCUGAACCAAGUUGAAAAGGUUCCUACCACCGGCAUGGAGAUAGUUCAGUUGUUCCUUAAGAAUAAAGAUGUGGGAGAACUACAGGUUUUUUACUUGAAGGAACAAGAGGGUGCCUCUUACAGACCCUAUGACCUGCGAGUGGUCCCAACCAGUGAGGCUGGUUCUGAACACUAUGUCUUCACCCCAAAAACGGUGCUGCAUGUCACACAGAAAGGUUCCGGAGACCUGGUCUCUGUGGAAAAGUGGUUCAGGGAGUCGGUGCUCUGGACAGCUUUGCAGGCCAUCCCCUUUUUUGGGAAGUUCAUUCUACGAAAUGCCACCACUCUGUGGUAUAGAAAUAUGCGUGAGAUUGUUUACAAGCGAAGGUUUGAGAAAGUGCAGGCCCACCUGCUUACGAACAUCCCCCAGUACAGAAAUGGGCUUCUUCUUUUAUCAAGAGCAAUGAGAGAACUGGAAGUGACACACUUGUUACCACUGGAUGUGUCAAAAACAUACACAUUGCUGGAAUUUCAGAAUGCUCUAGAAACCAGUAUGCAAAAUGCCUUGAACCGUCUAAGGCAGUUCUCACAAUUUCGCAUUGACAUCCUUAAUAAGGCCAAAGAAGAGGGUUACAAGAACCUCAAGGAGCUUCAGGAGCACUUCUCCUAUGCCGAAUUGCCACAUCACUGUUGCAAGCCCAUGCACCUACACCAGGCCCAUCUCAAUGAGCUUCAGAAGGACUUAGCACAUGCCAAAAACAUCCUACAGAAGCUAGGCAACUUUGCAGCUCUCGUCAAUUACAUUAUCAUGCAGAAUCUCGUCACCGUCGUUCAGAAAAGUGUCACCUUGUUCCUUAACGACUUUCUGAAGAGAGAUAAUUCUCUUGGGUGGUGCCUGUUCCAAACGGACAUGAGUCUCGGUGCUGGUCAGUUGACUCUCGUCCCACCUUUUCAUCACUUCCAAGAAACAAUCUCUCGGGCGCUUUUGACUGCUGGUGAUUCAAUAGGCCAGAUAUGUGACACUUGUGGAUUUUUCCUGGAGGUCAGCAAGACCAUCGAUUGUCAGGAUAAAACAUCCGACCUUAACUGUGGACCAUAUCCUGUUGUUGUAGACUCUCGAGGUGAUCUUAAAGACAACAACGAAAUGCCUCAUCUCGCAGACUAUAGCUGUUGUCGGUGGAUCAGAGAACAGCGCCCCGGUUGGGAGUUGAUGAUGACAAUGCAGGGCCACACAAUGCCUUGCUCCUACUACCCUCUAUCCAAAGAACAACUUAUGUGGUAUAUUACUAUUAAUGAUAUUACAAUAAGUAUCAACAAAGAGCAAACUGAGUUAAUGCAGGCAACUGAGUCUGAGAUCCAACAGCUGUUGGAGAAUUACACGUGGGUGCUGGACGUCCAUGUUUUCAUCAGCCAAUGGAGUCCAGCCUCUUUAGAAAACUUGAAAGGUCAACCUGCUUUACUGUAUGAGGAAUUAAUUAAGAAGCUGCGCCAGUGGCUUGAACGAAUCCACGCCGCCCCCUCAUCCAUGUCUACCUCCAACCAGCUGUUCAUCAUACAUUGCACCCACGUGAAGGAGUAUAUAGAGCAGCAGUUGAAUUUGAUUGAAAAUGAAGUACAGGAGGAGUUAGUGAACCAAAUGAAAGUACUAUCAGCGAGCUUCUUACAUGAUUUGGAGGAAGCUCUUACUACUCUCAGGAUUGAACCCAAAGACUUACAUGACUUGCCAAAAUUUGUUGAUACGGUAUGGAAUUCUGUGAACAUAUUUGCAGGAAUGCAUAAACGUUUGGAAUACGUUCAUACCCUCCAGGACAGUAUUUGCACCUUUUUUAGAGCGAUGACCACCCAGGAGCUGAGUUUGGGGAAAAAGAUGUUGGACAUGUGGGAUUGCUUUUAUUUACACUUGAAGCACGCAGCUAGCUCCCUGCAUUCACGUCUUCCUGCAGUAGCAACUGCACUUUACGCAAUGUUUCCAUUGAUAUCUUCUGAUUUAAGAAGUAUAGUCGAGAAUUACACCUCUGGGCCAUUCCUUGACCCAAGGCAAAAUGCUGAACAGUUAGCUUCUGAAUUGAAAUACAGUCGUCUUCGCGUGGAGACCGCCUCAGCCAAUCUGGAACAGCUUGCUAGGAUUGGUGAAAUUUUCCCAGAAAAUCCAGUGGAUUUGACCGAUCUGAAUGAUGUUCCAAAGCUCAAUGCCCGGAAAGAGCUCUGGGAGCUUAUAGCUCAUUACAGACGAUGUUCAAAUGAAUGGAACACGUUCCUGUUCACUGAGCUUCCCCUCUCACAAGCUCAAGAGCAAAUCAACCUUUGGCAGCAGCAAGUUGCAAACAUUUCACGCAUUGUACCUGCUGGUGAUUCAGUGAUCCAGGAGAUUUCAGAAUCCAUUAAUGAUUUAAGCUAUCGGCUUAAACUGUUAGCCAGGUUUAAGACCCGCACAAUCAAACCGAAACACCGGAGAACUUUUUUCAAAGGCAUUGGGUUAUGGGAUGCCUCUGAUAAGAAUGCAACUCUGGCCCAAAUUGUCUAUCAUCCUUUCGACCUUCACCAGGAACUCAUGAACAAGUUAUGCGAAGAUGCACAAAAAGAAAAUUCCAUGGAACAGGCCUUUCGAAUAAUUCAACAAGCAUGGAGGAACCGUAUUUUCCAGCUGCACAACUAUACCUCUCCUUAUGCUUCAUGGGAUGCGGAAAUUAUUACCGGUCUAGAAUUCCUCUUCUCUGAAAUAGAAAAGGAUGUGAUGACUAUGACUUACAUGCAUAGGUCACGACACAGUGUUGACUUUAGGAUGGAAGUAGAAGAGUGGAUACACUUACUUCAAGAGCUUGAGAAGUUGCUACGUUUCUUUAAAAUCUAUCAGCAAAAAUGGAUCUUCCUGACCAACUUAUUUGAAGAAGAUACCUUGAGUGUUAAACGAUGGGACUUGCUACCUCGCUUUCGUACAAUUGAUGAGAGUUUCAGGACAAUGACCCAUUAUAACUCAACUCACCCCAACGUGUUGAAUCUUGUUCGUCCCAUUGAAGUGAACGGCAGUGCCCACGGUGCAAACCUUUGCCAAAUUCUCCUUGAAGAUAUAUCGACGAUGGACAGUAUUUCCAACCAAAUGGCAAAUCGUCUGCAUUCAUUUUGCAAAUGGUUUCCAAGACUGUACUUCUUAAGUGAAAGAGAAGUAGUGGACCUACUGUCUUUGCAACCAAAACCAACCUCGCUGUUACCUUAUGUACGAAAGUUCUUUAAAGGAGUAAAUUGGCUGGAAGUGGAAGAAAUAUCUGUAGCAGUGGAUCUGCAGGAUACAAGUGACACACAGAGCAGAGUACUUGGGAUUUUUGGCAACCUGAAGGAGCACAUUACAUUUCUUACUCCAUUGGAACAGAAUGACAAUCCUUUGAUUUGGCUCAGUAUGUUUCAGAAAGAACUCAAUUCAACAAUGAAACAUCUCGUGAGUCAGUGUGCUGAUGAACGAAAACAACUUGAACCAUCUAAUCAAGAGUCUGCGCAUGGCAACACCUGUAGAAAUAUGUUACCUGCGUUCGAUUUGAUAUCCAAAUAUCCUCUUCAAUGUCUUCUUGUAGCAGAGGAGACAAUGUGGUGCCGUGUCCUUCAUCAAGCUUUCCAAGAAUCAAGCACAGUUAAGAUGAGUAGGAUUAACGCAUUAAUCAGCGCACAACUGAAAAAGCUUUGCAAGUCCUUAGGGGAUGCUAUUCCAAUGUCUAAAAAUGAUGAACAACACUCAAAAUACACAGAGACAUGUUUGCGUACCUUAGUGCUCCUUAGAAUGAAACAUGCACAGCAACUAACGCAACUCAUGCAGGUUCAAUGUCAACCUGCGUCAUCUUUUGAGUGGCUGAGUUCUCUCAAGUACUGCAUGACCUCAGAAGGUCAGAGUCCAGAAGAAACUGAUGCGCCAGAAUGUUAUGUGGACAUUUUAGGCCAUAGACUACCAUAUGGUUAUGAGUAUUUUGGUCCAGAAGAUUGGGGAAUGGUGCAUACUCCCUCCACAGAUCGAAUGAUCAUGGGGAUUCUGCUUGCUUUGACGAGCUAUAGAUCUGGAAUUUUGAAUGGACCGUGCUCUUCGGGGAAGACAAAUACGGUGGUCCAUUUAGGGAAAGCAUUAGGUAGACAUGUUGUGAUGCUAAACUGCUGUCCAAACAUGUCAUCUGGUAUUUUUCAAAAGAUGCUGCUUGGUGCUCUGUUGACAGGCGCUUGGUUUGUGCUGGACUCUGUGGACUUGUUGCCUCGAAGUGUGCAGGCAUCACUGGCACAACAGCUUGAGGACAUUUACCAAUUUUUCUCUGAGUUUACAAGGAAGAAAACAGAUCAGGGAACGACUGCCUCGGAUUGCAAGAGCACAUUUGAUCCAGGAAGAUUUAUGGUAUUUUCAGGGAUAAAAAUGACUCCCAGCCUCAACUACGGUUGUCUUCUCAUUUCGUCAAAAAGAUACGCCUCCGAGAUUUCGCAAAGUUUGCGAUUUUCAACCAGACCUGUGGCGUUAACCCAUCCUGAUCAUCGGAUAAUUGUGGAGAUAAUGCUAACUCUCUAUGGUUUUAAAAAGGCAAAGUGUUUAAGUCAACGUCUGGUAUCACUCAUCAGCCUGAGCAAAGACGCUCUCUGUCUGCCAGUCUUUGUCACGCAAAAGAAUCAUUGUCACCUUGCCAUUUUGAAAAACAUCAUAUCUGCCUCAAGAAAACUAUUAAAACAAAUUGUUCGGGAUGAGAAAUUAUUCGGGGAGGCUAGACAGUCUUUUGUAAUACGAGCUAUUCUCAAGUCUCCAGAAAAUGAAAAUGUCGAAGAUUUGGACGAGCAUCAAGAACAAGCAAUCUUCCCAGGAUUAUUGGAAGAAAUAGCUGUUGUCAAGGCAAUUCAUUCAGUGUUAUUGCCAUUUAUUUGCACGUCGGAAAAAGUUUCACUGUUCGCCUCCAUUUUCAAAGAAGUGUUCCCUAUAGCCUGCCAGCUUCCCUUUAUUCUAUAUUAUACCGAGGAUGAACAAAACAGCAAACUUAAGGAAGCAGUGACAGAAGAAUUAGAUCAGCUCCUGUUUCAAUCUAACACAGAAACAAUUUGCCAAGCUCUUACACUUUACGAGACGUUGGGUUUCUCGCGUGCAGUUAUACUCCUCGGACCCACCGGGUGUGGAAAAACAACCUGUUACAAUGCUCUGGCAGGAGGCCUCAGUCGACUAGCAAACACAACUGAGGGAACUAAAUCUGAUGAAAAAAUAUAUCUAGUGGAUACCACUCAGAUUUCUGCGUCUAACUGGCGCUCUGUCAACAUUGUGGUUUUAUUUCCAAACGCCAUGACUCAUGAGGAGUUAUUUGGUGGGUUCUGUGACAAAUUUGGUUGGCAAGAUGGAGCUGUGAGCAAGGCCUUAAGAGAUUCGGAAAGACCAAAUUUAGAAAUGCGCAAGAUGGAGAAGCGUAGCCAUGAGAAUAAAGCAGUGAAGUGGCUGGUUAUGGAUGGAGAGCCACUAGGAAAACCGAGCUGGCUAGAUCACUUGAGCACACUGAGUGAUCUUGAGAACCCAUUUUUAAGCCUACCAUCUGGUGAAAUACUCAUGUUAUCCCAAUCACACUUCAAGUUACUUGUGGAGACGACUGACUUAAGCGAUGCAAGUCCCUCUGUGGUGACCCGUUGUAGCCUUAUUUAUUUUAAUGGCGUGGAUGUUUGGAACGCAGUGUGGAAGCGCGAAAUGGAUUCCCUCCAUAGCGAGUUCAUUCACGAGCAGGAAACUCUUGAACUGUGGUCUCAUCUAUCAGAAGAUCUUUUCUCUAGGACUCUUAGUUUGAUGAAGAAAAACAACAUUUCCAACAAAGGUCAAUCCUCAACGUACGGCCUGGCAGAAAUCACGUCAUUUUUUCGAAUCCUGCGUGCCCUCCUGCUGCAUUUUGCCAGACAACUAAAAAACAAAGAAGCCACAGGCCAAAAAGACAAAAAAGGUAGGCCUGGUAACAAUUCCAAUAUAAGAGAACAACUUUUUCUGUUGGCUUAUAUUUGGGGAUUUGGUGGUCAUCUCCAUCCUCGACUUUGGCCACAGUUCGACAAAGUUGCCCGUCAAGUACUGACUGACAGUCGAUCUCAAAUAGUUAUUCCACGAGAAGGGACUGUUUUUGAGUUCUUCUUUGAUAUCGACAACAAGAUAUAUUCUGAGAACACAUUGUUGACGAAAUCCAUCACUCCUAAGUAUUGGAAAUAUACCUGCCUGCUCAAAGUCAUGUUAGAAGCGAUCCAGCCGGUAUUGCUUGCAGGAGAGCCUGGUUCGGGAAAAUCUUCUGUAUGUAACACACUGCUAUGUUUUGAUAAGCCUCACAUUAAAGUACCAGCUAGUUCUAUACGGGGUCCAGAAGACCUGCGCCAUUUACUCUGUGGAAUUAGCUGUCAAAUGAGUUGUCAAAAAACCAAGGGUAUCAUGAAGAAACAGCCAGGUUUAAUGCUGUAUGUGGAUGAUUUGCAUGAGACACCAAGCGAUGUGACUGGCAAGAGUUCCAAAAUCUUAGAGACUCUUCGACAAAGUAUUUCAAAAGGAGGGAUUCUUGCAAUUGAUUCUGACCACUUCAAAGUGCUUAGUCCCGGAACCAUCACCUACCUGGCUACAUGUUGUGUCUUUGAGCUGGACAAUCCGCACAUUAGCAUCAUAUCUUCUAGGCUAUCACGUCUAUUCUCCAUCUUUGCACUUCCAAGCUUAACCACAGAGUUGAUAUUUUCUAUCUAUUCGCCAAAGCUUAAACUCUGGCUCAGGGAUGUUCCAUUUAUACCUAGGGCGGCGGAUAUGGUACGCAGCAUCAUCAAUGCAACCGAGGAUGUGUAUAAAGACGUUUGCAACCAUUUCCAGCCCACUAAACAAAGUCCUUGUUUUAUGUUCUCUCAUCGUGACUUGAAGAAAGUGUUUCAGGGAAUGUGCUUGUGGCAGCCAAUCCUUCCAAAAUCGUGGACAUUAGAGCCCAAGGCAAAAUCCAAAUGUUUCCCUGUCCCUCAAAAGCUUUUGUUCAUGGAGCUCAACAUCGUGCAUCUCUGGAUCCACGAGUGCAUGCGUGCCUUCGGUGAUCGGAUGAGCUCAGUCAAUGAAAUUACUCAACUGCAGUCGCUCAUUAGCAAGACAGCAACAGCACAUUUUAGUUUGAAGAUGAGAAAUGAAUCCAACCUCGGGGCCCUCGUUUCACAAUUAGGCCCAGCACACACCCGUAAGCCUAGAAGUCCGGCACGAAAAUUCAAACAAACUGCAUUGACAGACACCAAUUUCCCAAAUCUACAAGAAAACUUUCUUCAGUACUUGCAGGAAGUUGUUACUAAGUUUACGUAUGGCCCUGAGAUUGCUGGGAAUGACUUUCCCAGAUUCAAAAACAGGUCUUAUCAUCCACAAGAUCUCAAUGUACUUGGACAGCACCUGCUCGCACACUUUAACACGAAAAACAACGAAAAACAAAGUAUUGAUAGCCAUUUUGCCUUCAAAUAUACUGUGCACAGACAAAGGAUGUGUCAAAUGUUACGUAUUUUCAGGGCUCUGCUAAUACCGGGAGGCCAUGGACUGCUAAUGGCCUCAGGUAAUGGCACAGGACGUAAAACCAAUGUGCGUUUGGCAGCCUAUCUCUCAGGAUCUGACCUGAUAGAGGUGCACGCCGGUAACGAAAGUAAACUGCACACAAUUUUGAAAAAAGCUGGGAAUCAAACACGAGUUUAUGCAGUGAAUACCAUCAUACUGGUUCAUGAGAACAUCAGCUCCUCUGUCAGAGAAGAGCUGUUGGUGGCCCUUAUGUCCUACCCAGGGCUCUACACAGACCAGGAGUUGGCUAAGAUUGUUUCGAGGGUGACUGCUGUUUAUAAAACAAGAAGAUUCCUUUUGGACAGCUGGAUUUUUGACAAGUACUUGUGCCAAAACCUUAGAGACGUACAUGUAUUCGUCUUGAUGCCUGCCAUUGCGUCAACCAGCAGUGGAAAUGAUAAAUGCAAGGCACAAAUUGUCAAGGCUCUGGGCCUCUGCUGUGUGGAGACAUACCAGCCUUGGUUCAGUCAGUCUUUGACAGAGGUUGCUGCUUACUACCUGAAACAAAUUUAUAGAAAAUUGAAAAUGCAAGACUCACACAUUGGUCUGGCAGGAGCAAUGGCAGGAGUCCACCAGUCUGCGUAUCAGUAUGCUUCUGUCCUUCUAACGACACAGCCUUUCAGUCCUUACACAUAUAUGGCGUUCAUUUCCCACUUUGCUUACCUCUGCAAAUUAAUGCUCAACGAAUUGGAGAGCCGAGUCAACAGAUUGAACACUUGCCUUUCUCAUUUGGAUGCCCUGGACAACAUAGCCAUGGAGGAAAGACAGGAAUUGAUGAGAAUGCAGAGAAUAGUUGAUGAAAAACAGGCGUGUGUGAAUGUUUUCCGCGAAGCCAUAGAUGAACAGAAGCGUUUGCUUGAAAAAGCUAAAAGGAAACUUGCUAAAAAGGAACGAAUGAUACAACUACUGGAAGACCGUAUUGCUGAAUCUGAGGACGAGCUAAGUCCUUAUUUCAAAGCAGCAUUCGAUGCAAUCCAUUAUCUGGAUCCGCUAGACCUCGCGGAGGUAGGCCACUACAGAGAUCCACCUGAUGGAGUGGUGCUCGUCAUGAAUGCUGUUCUUUUGCUCUUUGACCGUCCAUUUGGCUGGGAAAAUGCAAAACUACUCUUCUUACAGUGCAAUUUGUAUAAGUGCCUGGAAACCUUUGACUUCUACAGCCUUCCGGACAAAGACUUGAUACGACUUGCUGAGAUAGUUAAAAACCCCAUUUUCCUGCCUGAGUUAAUCCGCGAUGUCAGUAACGCCUGCGAGAGUCUAUGCCGAUGGUUACUGGCGAUCCACAACUGCGGCACUGUGUGCUAUCAGCUUAUGGUCAGGAAGCAGUUGGACUUGAUGCUCCUAAGGAUGAAAGCGCAACUUGAGGAGAUCAAAGAGUACAUAAAGGAAAUAUACAUUCGCCUCGAAGAGCUCAGAGCUCAGCAGAAGCCUAUGCAGGAAUUGCUGGAAGAACAACUGCUGCAGCUACAUGAAGAUGAGUGCCAGGAGAGAAAGGCUGGUAGAUCUGUGGAAUUGUUGUUGAAACACUCAAGAAUGUGGAGGGCUUGCACUCAGGAUUUACAAAUCCAAAGAGAAUGCUUACCAGCAGACGCCAUGGUCCUGGCUGGUAUCAUCUCAUAUUUAGGCGCCUUUGCAUCAGACGUACGCAACGAAUUGCUGAGCAAGUGGAAGUCGUUGUGUCAGACAGGACAUAUCGACCCUAACCCGAAAGACCCCAGAAGUUCCCUGUUUGCCACCAGCGACCCAGAAUCACCGCAGCCACCCGCAGGUUUUCCAGUGGCUGUCUCCGAUGAACUGCAGCCUGUUUUGCGUCGAGUGUUGGGUGUGAAAGAGUGGCCGGACAAUGAGCCGGCAACCACUAGAUUAUUAGUGAAGCUGCUAUUGUGGGGCUGCACGAGGAGUUGGGUUAAAUACUGGCCUUUACUGGCUGACACCCAACAUCAUUUGGAGAUCAACUUGAAUAGUGGGAUCAUUACAGGCGAAACAGGGAAUGAUCACACUUUGGGGAAAGAGUUUAAGUGUGACUUAGUCAUGUGUGCUGAUGAUCCAAAGCUAAUUUGUCAGUUGGAACUGGCUGCUGAGAAAGGGUUGAAAGUCCUGGUAACACACAUAGAAAGAGUAUCAGUCACUCCACAGUUUCUUGCUAUUUUGGCCCGACCUGCUGCGAGUUGCCCUCUGGGGUCAAAACAGACUGCCCAGCAGACCCACCCGGAGUUCUUCCUCUUGCUUAGUACCCACUAUCCCGCACGACUCCUCAGCAGUGCCAUCCAUCCGUCCGUGCUGGCUCAGGUGGAUGUGAUUGACCUCUCGCCAAGCUCGGAUCAGAUCCAGGAGCUUAUGCUGACGCAGCUACUGCAGUCCGAGUGCAAAGUGCUGCUGAUUCAACACCUUCGGAUGGAGAAUGACAAGCAGGUGAUACAGAAGAAGCUGGUCGUGGAGGAGGACUGUAUCAUGGACUUCAUUCUGCAGUCCGACACCACACGAAUGCAAGAUACUGAGUUCCUCACCGAAGUGACUGAGAUCAAAGAAUCAAUGGCUUACAGUCAGACUGAGUUGCAGCUGGUCGAUGAGAUUCAGGAGUACCACAAGCACCUGCUGGCCGCCCCCGAGCAGCUGAUAAAGUUGGCUUGGCUCUUCUACCAGGCUUUGCAGGAGGUGUCCCGACUUUCCCCCGCCUAUUACUUUUCAUUAUCGAACUUCAAUGCAAUCAUGCAGGAGGUAUUCACCGACAAGGCCGGCAGGCUCAUAUCAUAUGGCACCGGGGCGGUGAUACGGGGACUGAUACCAGAGUUAAGGAACAGGAUGGUGUCAAAAUUAAUGUUCUACUACAGACCGUUUCUCUUUAGAGGCCACUGUGCGGUUUUGAGGCAAUUGUUGACUUUGGCUGUUAUGCAGACAAAACAACUCUGCUCUCCACCAGAGAGGACUGCUUUCCUUUUGGGAUUCAAUGAUAUUCUUGCUCCUCAAGCUCCAAAUCAGGUUGUCCCUGACCUCUGUUUAGAAACGAUUCCUGCCUUCAGAGGUUUAAACGCUUCUCUGAGUGCUUCACGCAAGGAAUGGCAAGAGUACCUGAGCUUGCCGUUCUCCGUCAUAGCAGGACCGGUUCCCUCUGAAGCUCACUCCGAUCUGUCCUUGAUUCAAAGGGCUCUCCUCUUCAAGACCCUACGCCCGUUCUCCACAGAACAGUUAGCUAACGCUAUGGCAGCCAGCCAGUUCCGCCAACCUGGCCACACAUCAAUUCCUCACUGCGGGAACCCUAGGGCGCUUUAUAGAUUUUUUGAGGAGAACAAGGGACCAAUCAUCCUAACUUGGGCUUGUCCAUCCAAAGAUAAAUGGAUAAGCAUUCAGCCUCUUCACUUAAUCAAACUAUUGGCGUUCAAGGCCGAUGCAAUGCCGGUGAGAGUCAUUUCAGUCGGAGGACUUAGUAAUAUUGAUAUCAUCAUGGUAGCUUUGGAAAACGCAGUCAAAGACGGCCACUGGUUGGUGUUUAAUAACUGUCACCUACUGGAGAAAUGGGAUGCUAAACUAGUGGCACGUUUCAAUCAGCUGUUUUCCCCUUUUGGAGCAACAAAACACUGGAAUACUCCUCACUCAGAUUUCCGACUUUGGUUUCUAACUGAAGAAACGACUCAGUCCUUCUUACCUGCAAUAGUGCGAAUGCAUGCCCUGGCUGUAGUUUGUGACUCCUCCUGGAAUAUAAAGGAAGAGCUGAGCUGCUCUUUGCAGUAUUUGUCAUUUAUCGCUAAGAGAGGCUCAGAAAACUUGAGCGACAACACGGAGCUCCUUCUACGUUGUGCGACCUUCCACUCCGUGGUGUUACAGAGAGAGGCCUACAAAUGCACGGGCCAGCCCAAAAUCAACAGUUGGAGCCAAUCAGACCUUCUGGCUUUGGUGGAUGCGCUUAUUUCUUCCGCCAGUCUGUGCCAUGAUAAAACUAAAGCGUUACAAUACAUAGCAGGCAACCUCAUUCAUGGCAGUCACACGGUGGAGUCGACAGAUUGUGAGGUAGUGCAGAACACUGCUGAAACCUGCUUCUGCACAGCACCACCUGUGGCCAGUGGGCCUCACAUUCUCGCCAAUAUCAUCAGCAGCACCGAGCACCGUGAUCUUGCCAAACUCCCACGAUUGUUGGUUUACCAGCUGCUAUAUUCCAUCAACAUCAGCGAGCCUCUUCUGUUGGGUUUUAGUGCUGACAUGGAAGCUGAAAUAGUGAAAAUCAACAGUCACAAUCUCAACAAGAUGCUUCAGGCUUCCCAAGUUCCUCCUUCGCAAGCCGUACAUUCAAGCAGCGCUUUAGCGAUGCUGCCGGAACUCAGCCAGGCUCGAGAGCGGCUACACGAGCUUCAGGAAUACCUCACGCAUCAAAAUGAAAUCCGAUCGAGAAACGCCGGCGCUGUUUUCCAAAGUCCCCUUUAUGACUUUCUCCUGACUGAGUGGCAAGAACUGAACGGCUCCGUAUCUUCGCUGCUCUGUCUUCUCCAACAGCCGCAUCGAUACCUCACGGAAACCUUCCUAUCCCUUCCCACGCUCACCGCCUUGUCGCGUUUGCAGAGACGGGCGGAACUGCUAAGUGCUUACCUGUGGCGCGACAACGAUUCGGCAACUCGCGCUACCUACAGAUUGUCCGCUUUUGCUAACGCCAAAGGUCUUCUUGUUGCGCUUAUGAGAAAGGCGGCGCAGACGCAUCACAAGUACCUCAGCGAUAUCGUUCUGCAUCUUGGGGUUCGUGACGAUCCAUUAUUCACACCACCUCCUAAGGACGCAGUGUACUUGUGUGACCUGGAUCUAAAAGGAGCCUCGUGGAAUGCGGAGAGAGCAGUCUUAGAAAACACACUUUCACCGCAACCCUUCGCCAUGCCUCUAAUAUGCGUCAGAGCACACGUGAAAGAUGCACCGUUACAGCAUUCUCGGAUGCCCGAUCAAGUUUAUCACUGUCCGAUUUAUGUGGAGGACAUGGACACAGGAGAGGACAACCGAAAUGACUUAUGUUUGAUCACAACAGUUCCGUUCGCUAGCGAGUUAGAGCCAUCCUUGUGUAGUUUGCGAAAAGUUCGGCUCGUGAGUAGGCUGUCUGCGACAUCUGAGGAAUAAUUUAAAAGAAAAUUGUAGUCUUAGUUCCAUAGGCGGAGUUUGACUUUUGAGACGGGGGGCACAACAUGUUAAUGACCCCGAAACGCAGUGUCAACAAUAAAAUUAACUUACAAGAAUAUUUAUGAUAAUAAGAUGAAAAUUAGCGUUUUUAUGUUUCCCAUCAUUCUUGAGGGGAAUUCUAAAUCAGACUGCUUAGGACAUCUAUACUUUUCGCCAAGAUCAUCAUCAAUUGAAUAUGGUACGCCCGCCGGUGUCAUGCCAAUGUAGUUACCCUCGUCAAAAAUUGUAUCCCCUGGGCGGAGCCGCUGCGCUGCACUGAUUUGCUUUAUUUCCGUGUUUUGAUGAUUUAGUUAUCUACGAGGUUUUAAAACAUGGCCCAUCCAUCAAAAAAAAAAAAAACUUUUUUUUUUUUUCUGUCGUAUAACGUAGCAUACGUACUGAAGGUAUAAAAAGUCUACGUUUCUCUUUUACUCAUAGGAUGACCUAUAACUGUUAUUACUGUAAUUCAAGUCCUGUAUGGAGUUUCUCCAGUUUAAUAAACGUUGAUGUCCAAAAUUUAUGACUGUGGUUCUUUUCUGGCUUCAGUUGAUUAAGUCGACAUAACACAUGUCACUCUGGACAAUGUAAGUGUAGCCUCCAGUACCACAGUUAAAAACCUAGGAGUUUUAUUUGACCCUGACUUAUCGUUUAAAGCACACAUUAAACAAACCUGUAGAACGGCUUUCUUUCACCUGCGCAACAUCGCCAAAAUUAGAAAUAUUUUAUCUAAAAGCGAUGCAGAAAAAUGAAUUCACGCGUUCGUUACAUCGAGAUUGGAUUACUGUAACUCCCUACUUGCAGCUUGUCCUAAAAGUUCUCUAAAAUGUCUUCAGCUAGUCCAAAACGCAGCAGCAAGACUUUUAACAGGAACCAAUAGAAGAGAGCACAUCACCCCUGUGCUCCAGGCACUUCACUGGCUUCCAGUCGAGUUUAGAAUUAAAUUUAAAAUACUCCUUCUUACAUUUAAGACCAUUAAUGGAUUGGGGCCAUCUUAUCUCACCGAUGCUCUGGUUCCAUACCACCCCAACAGAACACUCCGAUCUCAGAAUGCAGGUCUACUAGUAGUUCCCAGGGUUUCUAAAAGUACUGUCGGAGCUAGAGCCUUUAGCCACCAAGCCCCUGUUUUAUGGAAUCAGCUUCCAGCUAGUAUUAAAGAAGCCGAGACAGUCUGCACAUUUAAGAUUACAUUAAAAACGUUCCUAUUCGACAAAGCUUAUGGUUAGGCUAGUUGAAGUCGGAGUAGACUCACAGUUUAGUCUAAGCUGCACUAGAAGCUAUAAUGCUGGGGGAAGUACAGCCGCUGAGUUCUAUCUCCUUUUCUUACUCUACCUAUCCCUUGUCUUACUUUAUUUCUAUUUUCCAAUGUUAAUAUCUAGUUGUCUAGUCUCUUCAUCACUAGUCACCUGGUGUCCCCUUUCCCCCCUCCCCUCUGGGGAGGGGCUAUUUUUCAGCUGCAGCCUCCUGACUGUCCGGACCCCUGGCUGGAUAGACGUCCUCGCUGCUACCCCCGUCUCAUCUGACUAGAGGGACCUCUUCUUGCUCCUUUACUCCACUGUAUUUUUACGGACUGUAACUUCGCUUGCUAAUUCCCAUUAGCAGUUCUGGGGUUCCUGUCUAUCCGUCCUGGGAGUGAAUCUCUCCUGACUGUGGUACUCCCCGAGGUUUCUCAUUUUCUCCCAAUUGACUCUGGAGUUUUUGGAGUUUUUCCUUGCCGGCAUGGAGGGUCUUAAGGAUAGGGGAUAGCCAGGACUUGAACUGUAUCUAUUCAUCUUUGUUGUUUCAUUUCUUAUUAUGUAUCAUAUUGCCUCUGUAAAGCCCUUUGAGACUUCUGUUGUGAUUGAGGGCUAUACAAAUAAAAUUGAAUUGAAUUGAAUUGAACCCAUAACUAAUAUGUGUGUGCACGUCCGCGGCCAGGGGACAGAAUUUUUGACGGGGGUAACUACGUUGGCAAGGCACUGGUGGUGGCUCUGUUGUAAAAUUAGCGUCUUUAGUGGGGCAAAUUGAGACGCCGCUCACCAUUUUGACGGUGGUCCCUAGCAUUUCAUGGUCCACAUUUUCAAUCCUUGGUUCUUGCUCAGUAGUUGUCGCUUUUGAAAGCUUAGGUUUGAAAAAAUUACAUAUAUCCAUCUUGCCUCUUCGGUCCUCGGGUGGUUUUGGCUAAGCAAAGCAAAAUACCGUCUCAGAUGCUUUUUUUGUUCAUUUAAUUCAUUUUUAUUGUUUGUUUUAUUGCAAGUUUAUCUAAGUUUUAUUGUAAGUUUUAUAGACGACAUUUUACCGUAAAAUUCUUAAUUUUAAAAUCAUAUACAGUAUGGGAAAGUCAAUUACAUGCAACAAUACUUUUCGGCCACCAGGGGAGCCCACCCGCCCUUAAACUCCGCUUAUGGUCAGUUCUAGCCUAGGGCUGGGUGAUAUGGCCUAAAAAUCAAAUAUCGAAGUUCUGCACAAAAAAAUGUUUUUUCCCCCCAGCUACCAAUUGUCAAUGGUUAAUGGUUAACUUGAAAAAAAAAAGUUGAAUAAAAGAAUAGUUUGGCGAUAUGCAUCGAGUUUGAAAUAAAUGGAUUGCGAGACAAGAGGCAUUGGUAAAAGAUUUCUGCAAAAAUAGUUUAGUCAGAUUGCUUUACUGACCUGGGAACUGUAGCAUGGGUAUCCACCGGCCAUUUUGUCGCACUAGUAUGGAGGAUCAGUACCUGCUUAUGUGUAAUCAAAUGAACUGGUUUCCACUGACAAGUAAUAGCAGGUCAUUACAUCUAAGGUAAUUCAAACUCACGGUUUCAAACAAAACUUCACACACAUCACAAACUAAAUAACCUAACAUCAUUAGCAAUUGAUGAAUAAACUGGAAGAGUAACUGAAUAAGUAAUUAGUACAGAACAUGAAGUUAGAAUUUUAUUUACAUCUGUAACACUGCAAUGCAUGCUAGGAGCAGGCAUGCUGGACAACAACAAAGAUGACAACAGGUGGCAGCAGAGGUUUUUUGUCUAUCCCAACGGAGCAGUGAUGGUCAAAUGAAGCCUGUUGAAGCAAUGAAGCUUUGUAGCUUCGUGGUGGUUCAGUUGCACUAUCAAGUGGUCUUGAAGCUCAAGAGGCCAACAGUGUUGAGAAUUCUAUGGCUAUUAGUUUAAGAAAAUGAUAUGAAUGUGCUUGUAAUACUAUAGUAACAAAAUGCAUCAAGUGCGAUGAGGAUAAUUUUAAAUUAAUUUUUAUUUGUAAAUGAUUCCUUUCCCAAUGUUUGGCUUUAUUUUUUGGGGGGGGUGGAGGACGUAUUUCACUAGCUCUAGAUAACAUUCUUUCACAGCCCAAAAUCCACAAAAUGUGAAAAGAUAGGUGAUCGGUUAUCCAUCCAUCCAUGCAUUACCCUGCUUUUAAUCCGGGGUCAGGUCGCAGGGGCAGCAGCUUUAGCAGGGAAGCCCAGACCCCCCACCCCACCCAGCCACUUCAACCAGCUCCUCCAGCGGUGUUCCCAGGCCAGCCAAAAGAUAUUGUCUCUCCAACGUGUCCUGGGUCGUCCCAGGGGUCUCCUGUCGGUGGUACAUGCCUGGAACACCUCUUCAGGGAGGCUGCCUGAGCCACCGCAACUAGCUCCUCAACGUGGAGGAGUAGCGGCUCGACACCCGAGUCCCUCACGGAUGACCAAGCUUCUCACCCUAUCUUUAAGGGAGAGCCAGGCCACCAUGCGAGGAAACUCAUUUCUUGUAUCUGGGGUCUUUUUUUUUUUUUUUUUUUUUUUUUAAACCUGACCUGUUCAGCUGUUUGACACAGAGAAUGGAAGUCUAAGUGCCCGGAUAGUCUGAACAGUUUUAAUGUUUCACAUUGAGAGUCUGACAUACUCCCAUUGUGAUCAUACAAAAUACCUUUUUAUUAUGACAAAGCAGCGAACAGGAAGGGAUUAUGGGGGGACAGUUGAAAAGAAAUUCAAGAGAAGAAAGAAAAGAAACAUACACAAACAAAAAACAAGAAAUACAUUGAACAUCUAAACUACUUACUAAUAUGCUGGUGCUAUCGUCAGCGAGAUGUAUUUCCGGUUUACACCAUGUGGGGGCCUAUUGGCCAGUGAAAGAGGGGGGUGGGGGUGUCUAUAAGCCUAUAAGCCAAGUGAUUGAAAGGGGAAGAGUGUACACAAAUCAGUUCUGUGAUCUAGAACCCAGUAAUCGUGUGAAUCUCUUAUGAGUGUAAGCCCGUUGGCGACCAACCCUACGCCGCCGCAUCGCCAAUCCCGGCACCGGGACCCCCAACCCGAGCAUGCCCUACCACAUCCAGCAGCACGCAAGCCCCACCGGGCGCGCGACAGCCACGCAGACGGGCGGAGAAGCCGCGCGGGCGCCAACCCAGGGCCACGGCCCCCACCCAGCCAGCCGGGGGAGGGAGGGCGGGCGGUAUCUAUGGUCUUGUUCUUUCGAUCACAACCGACAGCUUGUGACCAUAAGUGAGGUUAGGAAGUAGAUCGACUGGUAAAUCAAGUUUCGCCUUUUGGCUUAGAUCCCUCUUCACCACUACGGACCAGUGAAGAGUCGGGAAAUCGAAUCUCAGAUUCAAACUAGUUAUCCAUCCAUCCAUCCAUCCAUCCAUCCAUCCAUCAUUGACUGCUUAAUCUGGGGUCGGGUCGCGGGGGCAGCAGCUUUAGCAGGGAAGCCCAGAAUUCCCUUUCCCCAGCCACUUCAACCAGCUCCUCGGGCGGCAUCCUAAGGCGUUCCAGGCCAGCCGAGAGACAGUCUCUCUAGCGUGUCCUGGGUUGUACCCGGGGCUUCCCGUUAGUGGGACAUGCCCGGAACACCUCUCCAGGGAGGCGUCCAGGAGGCAUCCGAACCAGAUGCCCGAGCCACCUCAACUGGUUCCUAUCAACGCGGAGGAGUAGCUUCUCGACAACGAGUCCCUCUCGGAUGACCGAACUUCUCUCCCAGGCUAAUUUUUUUUUUUUUUUUAAUUCAUCUGCCCUACCAAAACUCAUAAAAUUGAUUUAUCGCCCAGGCAAAAGAAGAAAAGAAAGAAGAAAACUACAUUUUUACAGUGGCUUGUGAUAAAAUUUUGAAUUGUUUCACUGAAAUCUUGAUUAUUGUUGUAUGAUAUUAUGUAUUCAGACACAUACAUUUACUGCAAGUGUAUACAAGUUCUUAAUACUACACUUGUCCAUGUUUUUUUAUUAUUUAUUUAUUUAUUUAUUUUCAUUAACUCACCGUCUGCCGUAAGGGCGAUAGACAUCCAUUUGAACUGGGAGAGGCUGGAAACUGCCAACCCUCCAGUUCAAAUGGAUUGAACGUCCAUCACUGUUAAUAUUACUUAAGAAUGAUCUUUCACUGCUAACCCAAACACUUCAAAUGGAUUGAAUGUCUUUGAAUGAGUUAAAAGUUCCUAGUCUUAUUUUCUUGAAUCCUGUUUUAGGCAACAUGGACAGACAUCACUACGAGACGUUCGAGGAGUUCGGCAACAACACUUUCCUGCUUCACCUUGACAACGGCCGGGCAUUCGGACGUCACUCCAAAGACGAGCCGUCUAUCUUGGUGCCAUUGGAGCAAUGUUGCAGAAUCCGUCGUUCUACCUGGCUACGCCUUCGCCUCCUGUCCCAGCCUCAGUAUCGCCUCAGCGACGUCAUGCGGGCCUCGCUUUCCCAGGACCCUCUCCACAGCGUGGCCCCGCUGUUGACAGAGCCCCACCUCGCUGCCCUCGAUCGACGUUUGAAAACUGUGCUUGAUGCCGUAAGUCGUUGCGUGGAGGAGCACAGCCAGGAAGAGGUCAUAUACGAUGACAUUGGGCAGUCGAAGGACGUUUAAAAUCCAGUGUCAACCUGAUAUAUUGUAAUGUUGUGAUGCUGGAACUAAUUAAAAUCAUUACUUAGGGUACAACUGCAGUUGUACUUUAAAAACAAUGUAUCAUAUUUAUGUAUAGGGAAAAACGGCUGAUUUUCACACAAGUUUUUUAAACAGGGAUUAUGGCUCAUUCCUCCACACAAAUCUUCUCUAGAUCUGUCAGGUUUCGGUGCUGUCAUUGAGAAAAUAAAAGUUCCAGCUUCAUCCAGAGAUUUUCUAUUGGAUUGAGGUCUGGAGACUGGCUAAGCCAGUCCAGAACCUUGAUAUGCUUUUUCUGCAGCCACUUCUUGGUCAGCUUGGCUGUGUACAUCGGAUCAUUGUCAUGUUGGAAGAUCCAGCCACGACUCAUCUUCAAGUCUCUCUGACUGAGGGAAGGAGUUUGUGGCUCAAAAUUCGACGAUAACAUUUCACCAUUCAUCCUCUGCUUUAUACAGUACAGUUGCCCUGUCCCCUUUGCUGAAAAGCACGAGGUUUCCACCCCCAUACUUCACAGUGGGGAUGGUGUUCUUGGGAUUGAGCAAUGCAUGAUUUUAAACCAUUGCACCACAAUGUUCUACUGACAGUAGCCUUUGAAACUAUGCAUCCAGCUCUCUUCAGGUCAUUGAGCCGCUCCUGCCGUGUAGUUCUAGGCUGAGCCCUCACUUUUCGCAUAAUGAGUGACGCCCCACGAGGAGAGAUUUUACAUGGAGCCCCAGUCCGAGGUCGAUUAUCAGUCAUGUUUAGCCCUUUCUAUUUUCUAACAUUUGCUGCAACUGUUGAUUUAUCCUCAUCAAGCCGCUUUCCAAUUGUCCCAUAGUCUUUUCCAGCUUUGCAAAGCUCAACAAUGUUUUCUCUGGUGUCUUUCGAAAGCUCUCAGGUCUUGCCCAUAGUAGCAGUUGGGGCAAUGACUGACUCACUGUGCACAAGUGACAAUAAUGAGCUCAAAUGGUUGAUGGGUGGGUGGUUCCUUUGAUUGUCAUAAUUAUUGCUGAUUCUCAGGGGUACAAAUACUUAAGAACCCCAGUAAAUUAUGAAGGAGAUAGUACCUUUUCUCGUAGGCACCUUCUAACUGUUUGCAUUACUCUAACACACUUAAUAUAAUCAAUCAGGGAAUUGUAUAGUUUCUCAUAUUUACUGUUUGACUGUUUGUAUAACUCUAACACACCCAAUAUAAAAUAAAGAGCACUUAUACCAUAGUUUAAGGAAAACAAGCAGAAUAUAGGGCAUAAGAGAUAAACAACGCUUUCUUAUCACGGACGCCCAGCGUGUUCGUCAUACAAAUAACUGAGCAGAAUUGACGCUGACAAGCCCUCGUCUGCUCCACCAAGUCUCGCAAUCAGUUCUCCCGGACAGUCCACAACAAAUGUCGGGGCGGUCUGUCCUAACACUAGGAACACAGGAGAAUGCCCAAUAUCUAGCUGAUAACACGACUGACAAGAUUCCAAGAGCCCCUUUGAUGCUAAGGUGGCAAAAUCCACAACCCUCGUUGCCCGGACAACAAUAACUCCUGAAUCCUCCUGUCCAAUCCACAAACAGACAAUAAUCCCAAACACAUCCUUCUUCCUGCCCGCGGCCCGCCCCGCGAGAGCCUUCAAUGUGAUUUCUGGAUUUUUUUGUAGAUUAUGUCUAUGAGUGGAAAUGCAUCUAUGAUUUUAUUUCAGACCUCUACCUAUUUUAGAAGUGAGUGAACUUGCAAAAUCACAUGGGGUGCAAAUAAUUCUGCUCCUCACUGUAUAUAAUUAUGUAUGACAUUCCCCCCGUAAUAUAGCAUCAAAUAUAGUUUCAAAAAGCUCUUCGAUGCUCUACAAGCAAAAUCCAGAUGUUUUCAUCACCAAAUUUAACUCAUCACCUGCCCUUAAUAGUGAUCUGUCAUGCUUGGACAUCUAACACCGUCAUUGGCACCCAAUGAGUUGAUAAAAAGCUUGUCAGCCCGCUGGCUGUCCUCUGCCUCCUUUCCUUUCAGGCAGACUAAUCAAUAAUUCACCUGGCAGCUCAUAUCGAUGGCACCUGCUCCCUUUUCUCUCGCCUUCCACCGCUUGCUUGCUCUAAUCCACAGGCUGAGCUGAAUUUUCAUUGCAAGAGGAUUUUGCCAAGGGCAGCAAAAAGGAUUACUAGAAAAAAAAAGGAAAAUAACUUGAGUGUGUCAGGCAGGUGUUGUUAGUUUUCGGAUGACUCACAAGGUGACUUUUAGGGCUUCCGGUCGCUGACACCCCAAAGAACUGCGCAAAUUGAAUGUGCCUUCUUAAAGCUCGUGCAUAUUUGAAUUUCAUAUUCACUACCCCGUGGUGCACCAUGUCAGGAGCCAGCAGUGACCAGCUGCACAGAUCCACCUUAUCUGUCUAUUCUAACCUGAUGGAACAUUUCAACCCAGGCCUUCAAAAGCUUGUUGCCUUAGGGAACAAUUAUGUGAAAGCUUUCCAAG